UUGCCUAGGUGAGCCGAGCAGAGGCUGGUGUUGUGCCGCUGCUAUGAGCUGCACCAUCGAGAAGAUACUGACAGACGCCAAGACGCUGCUGGAGAGACUGCGGGAGCACGAUGCGGCCGCCGAGUCGCUGGUGGACCAGUCGGCGGCGCUGCACCGGAGGGUGGCCGCUAUGCGGGAGGCGGGGACAGCGCUUCCGGAUCAGUAUCAAGAGGAUGCAUCCGAUAUGAAGGACAUGUCCAAAUACAAACCUCACAUUCUCCUGUCCCAAGAGAACACACAGAUUAGAGACUUGCAACAGGAAAACAGAGAACUGUGGGUUUCCUUGGAGGAACACCAGGAUGCUUUGGAACUCAUCAUGAGCAAGUAUCGGAAACAGAUGUUGCAGUUAAUGGUUGCUAAAAAAGCAGUAGAUGCUGAACCAGUCCUAAAAGCUCACCAGUCCCACUCAGCAGAAAUUGAGAGUCAGAUUGACAGAAUCUGUGAAAUGGGAGAAGUUAUGAGGAAAGCAGUUCAGGUGGAUGAUGACCAGUUUUGUAAGAUUCAGGAAAAACUAGCCCAGUUAGAGCUUGAAAAUAAGGAACUUCGAGAAUUAUUGUCCAUCAGCAGUGAGUCUCUUCAGGUCAGAAAGGAAAACACAGUGGCUACUGCUUCCCAAGCCAUCAAAUAACUGAACUUCUACGUGAUGGCUGGAUUGUCUAUCAAGGAAAGAAGUUCUUAGCUUUCCAUUUGAGUAUUGUCUAUUCAUUGUCUUGCCUCAGACUUAAUUUAGUGUUGAUUAAAGGUAUCAAGUGGCAGUUUAGAAUUCCCAGUCAGGAUUGGCUGUCCACAAAACACUUUUCGGGUGUGUUAGUGAGUAUACGUGCUGAGUUUCACCAUUCCUUUCUCCAAGAGACUACUUUUAAUUUUCAUUUCUGGGACCUCUAUUUAUAUAAACUGUGCUUUUAGUUCAUUUUUGUUUUUCACAGCUCUGAAACUUUGAGAAUUUUAUUAUAAACCAGCAAUUUUAUUUUAUGUAGGAUUGUAAAAUACACUUCUAAGAAUUUUAAAAAUAGAUUCAACUUUUUAAAUCUAUUUGGCAUAAGCCUGGAUUCUUUUUUCCAUUUGACAAAAGUAAUACAAUUCCACAGAACUGGAUCAGUAGAUUGUCUGAUUUGUAAUGUAAUUCACCUGUGAAGUUUUAAGUCUCUCUGGUGCUAAGAGUUGGCACUUAGUGGCCUAGUGUCUUUACUCUUAAUUUGAGAGAAGCUACCAUUAGUCCCCAGAAAAUGUACUUGGAAAUAAGUCAACUAUUUUUUUCUCAAUGAUAGGAUAGUUGUAUUUUUCAAAGAACACUGAAGAACUUGUCCUUUGUGUAUGUACGCACACGUGUGUGCUUAGUUCAGAUACUAAAAGUAGCUUUUAUUUAUUAAAUAUAAGUAGUUAAUUUUUCAGUUUUGUCCUACUAGGAAAUCUUUAACUUAGGUAGUUUACCCUGUGUGAAGAGCAUAUCAUAAAUUUAUUCACAUCAUAGUUCUUAGGUACUACAUUAUACUAUUUAAUUUAUAUAAAAUUUCCAUUUUAUAGUUAAGAACCAUCACUUACUUGGAUGUCUUUUAUUACUAGUACUAGUAGUUGGCUUUGUUUUAGAUCCAUUUUUCACACGGAAGCAGUUUUAUUAGCUAAUGAGAGUUAUUACAUUCAUAAUGCUAUGUAGGCAACAAGAAAGCAAAACUAAUAUUCAGAUGCUGGGUGGUCAGAUAGGUUCACUCAUCAACUCAGUCCUCUGUAUCAGUUUACUCAUAUUUCAAGUUUAUAAAUUACUUCAUGUUAUACUAUCUAUUUAGGCUUGCCCAAAAAUAGUUGAAAUAAUGAAUGCUAAACCUGCCAAUGUUUUCCAAUAACAUUAAGCCACCAUACUGUAUGGGGGAGAGACAGUGUUAAAAAGAGUUUUUUGUUAGUGCUUUGUGUGAUGUAAAAUUUCUUUUGUACUGCUAUAUAGAAUUGGCUGUCCAGUUAGGUCAGUUGGUUAGAGCACAGCCUUGUAACACCAGGGUCAAAGAUUUGGUUCCCCAUACCCACCAGCUGCCAAAAAAAAAAAAACUACAGUUAAAAUAACAAUCUCUUCAAGAUGUCCUAAAAGCAUCUGAUCCAAAUGAUACCAUUGGACUUCGCCUAGAGUAGUGGGCGUUAACAGUAUAUGUCAUCUUAGAAUUUGUCAAAUUUCUUUUUAGUGUUCUACAUAGAUUUGACUGAAAAAAAGCAUUUCCACCCCCAAGUGUGAACAUUUUUAUUUUGUUUCCCAAGAGUAAGUAAACUUUUAGUCCAGCCAUUUGUCUUGAAGUAUGCCCUAAGUGUGUCCCACGGGUCUUUUCAAGAGGCAGGUACCCUAUUACCAGUUGUCAGCUGCCAUGGACAGGUUUCAUUGAAAAUGAUGAAGUAAUCAAAUGGCCCAUUAACAUAUAAUAUGGUAUCCCUUUAUCUGCCCUUUGCUCCUUUAGAGCUGUUUAUAAAGUUUUUUUACAUCUCAGAUAUCAGGAUAAAUCUAUGUUAACUUUUCCGCCUGGGAAAUCAAAAGCUUGCAUCUAAAGAGCUUUCAGUGCCCUGUGCAAUAUAAGUUCUGGCUGGUGUUAAUUAUAUAAAGAUGGUGUAUAGUUUUGUAGUGGAUGAAGGAACUUGACUGGUUUGCAAAAUCUUAGUACAAAGUUAUCUUUUCUAAUAAAAACCUCAUGUUGAAAAAAUUAGCUAAUUUUACUUAGUCAAGUCUAAUUAGGAAGUGCAGAAGGUUUUUUUCACAUGCACAUAGCAACCUUGUCAAGUAAUCACAAAAAAGAUUUCAUAAAUAAUUUGUAAUUCGCACAAUAUAUUCAGCAGUGUCCUCUACAAAUAGUACCCUGUACUAAUAAGGUAUUAAUUACAUCAGUACCUAAUGCAUAAUUCAGUUCAAACAUUGAAGGUCUAUUUCAGUAUUCUUCAAAAUGUGGCUCACUGACCUACCAUAAUAGAAAUUUGGGGAUGGGAUCCAGGAAUUUGUGUUUUAAUAAUCAUCCCAGAUAACUUUUAAGGACACUAGUUUACAAAUGUCUAGUCUAUGUGCCGAGCACUUCAUUAGGAGUUAUGAAUAGAAAAAUGAAAAGAAAAAAGGCGUUGACAGUUUUCAAAGAAAAGUCUGGUAGGGGAGAUAAGCCAAGUAUACAUAUAAGUAUAACACAGUCUGAUA
This is a messenger RNA of Galeopterus variegatus (Sunda flying lemur), 3196 nucleotides long. It is a transcript of the gene SIKE1, whose product is annotated as suppressor of IKBKE 1. The record is from RefSeq and is a predicted model, not a curated record. The transcript has 5 exons. Bases 44 to 667 code for a protein of 207 amino acids. Lineage: Eukaryota; Metazoa; Chordata; Mammalia; Dermoptera; Cynocephalidae.